UGGCCCCAGUUUCUAUUGAGACCAACAAGACGAGGUUUGAAGCUCUGAGUAUGUUAUUGGACAGCAGCAGCAGCAGCAGCAGCAGCAGCAGCGAGCAAUGACAGCAGACGAUCUGCACCUGAACACCACUGCAGCUCUGGGUCUGCAUGACAUGGACGAGGACAUGGACGCUGCUGUGUUUGGGGUCAAAGUGUUUAAUAUAGUCAUCAUUGCUGUGGCCUUGUGUAUCCUCACCAUCACGACUGUCUACUGCUUCACAGGCUGCUACAACCGCACCAGUUCCAUUUCCCUCCUCAGACAGUCAAAGCGAGCCCUCAUGUACGAGAGCGCAGUGAGCUGGGAGGAGCCGCUGGACCCCGUGGCAGUUAAGGCAGUGAAGAGGUCGACCAGCUUCAUCAACCCUCUCAACUUCUUCAGGAGACCAGAGGCAGCAAAGGACAACUCCAGGAUCUAUUACAUCUACAGUAACCCUCUGCCUGUAGGGGUGAAGGACGAGGAGGAGGAUAAGGAGGAUAUUAAAGCCCCGCAGACACCACAGCACAAACCUGCACAGCCACUGUCCAUCCAAGACUACGCCAGCGAUCCUAACAGUGGCGUCAUCCUGGACCCUCCCAUAUUUUACAUGCAACUUUAACUGAAGACCUGAGUCAUGGAGAACAAACAAAGUUAGCACAUGUCUUGGUUCUGAGGUUUAAACCCUAUAUCUAUUUGAGUUGGGCCAUUAAAGGGACACUCCACCAGUUUUGUACAGUAGGGUUAUUGGUGCAAGUAUUAUUAUGGAGUAUUACACAGUAUGUCACAGUCGUGUACUAAGGACUAAUGUCAUUUUGACCAUUGGUGUUUCAAUGUUAAUCCUUCCAUGUUUGUCAUCCAAACCUAAAUCACUUAAGAACCCCUUUAAAACCCUUAUGUUCUAAAUUAUAGCAACAGUUCAUCAGCUCCUCAAGUUGAAUCAGGGCAAACACUGUUAGGUGAGACCAACAGUGAACAAGUACGUGUUUGUUUGUGGGUCAAGCUAAUUUUGGAUUUAGCCGACGUGAAGCCCAAUAAGAAGUAGUAUAACAUUUCCUACAGGUAGAUGCAGGACUUAAAUUGAAAUGAUGUUAUAAUCAAGUACAGAAAAAUAAUGUUUGAAUAAAUGCAGUUUUAAAAAUG
Molecule: messenger RNA, 1155 nt
Organism: Solea solea (common sole)
Lineage: Eukaryota; Metazoa; Chordata; Actinopteri; Pleuronectiformes; Soleidae
Exons: 3
Coding region: 98-634 (178 amino acids)
Source: RefSeq, a predicted model, not a curated record